Mercenaria mercenaria is the source of this 4373-nucleotide messenger RNA. RefSeq lists its product as uncharacterized. Bases 159 to 761 code for a protein of 200 amino acids. Lineage: Eukaryota; Metazoa; Mollusca; Bivalvia; Venerida; Veneridae. The transcript is spliced from 4 exons. The record is from RefSeq and is a predicted model, not a curated record.
ACCAAGUGUAUUGAGGAUUGAAUGCAAACUUAUAGUAAAUCGUUCUUUAUCUAAUACGAUUUACUGACAUAUUGCGUUCAACAACACACUAUGUGUAUUUGUGCGUGUAAAAAAAUCAACAUAGAGAAGUUUUAAUCAUAGGGCAAACAAGGCAAAAGAUGAAGCAUGUACAUCUAUGUUUAUGUUUUCUAAUCACAUUGUCAUGGAUAUCAAAUACAGUUGGUCUUCAGUGUCCAUCCUGUACAUACCUUACCUCCAACGCUGAUGUACCAGCCCCGGUUAGAUCUGUAAUAGAUGGGAUACUCAACAUAUUCCAGGACCCGGAAUGUGCCCAGGAACUUAAAGGACCAAUACCAGAGAUAGAGGAGGAGAUAUGUGAGGAGAUCCCUAAGCAAAAAUCAAGAUGUAGCUUCUACAAAGGUUCAGUCACUAUAACAAUAGCUUUGCCGAUAGUGCCUGUUAUCAAUAUACCAUUACAAAUGUACCAAAGGGGAUGUCACCACUUCAAAGAGGCAAAUGUUCCUACAAACGGUUGCCAUGACAGAGACAACAUCAAUGAAGAUAAAACAUUUAUCAAACAAAUUCUAGACAAAGCUUCUUCCACAUUUGAAAGUUACGAGGUGGCAAAAUUUACAGGAAAAAUGUGUCUGUGUACAGACACUUAUUGUAGAGAAACUUCCGGUGUAAGUGAAUGCGCCAAAAUGAACUCUUCAUUGCUAUUGUUAUUGCUAUUGGUCUUUGGACUGGUUUAUUCUGUUUAAUAUUUAUGUGUAUGACAUGUUACUUGCUGUCGAGUGCGUGAAGUUUUUAAAUAGUUGCACUUUUUUGUUUUGAAUUUGGACAUCACUGUCGGUACUUUAAAGGAAAACUCAUCGUUCUUCCUGUGUAAACGAAGUCUUUUUGAAAUAAUGACUAAAACACUGAAUGCGGCUCAAAGACCAUUUAAAUAAAAUGAAUCUCGAUCGCGACAAGCGUAAUUAAUUCUAAUUUGCAAGAUAUAUCAAACAGCUGUUCUUCCACUCAGUAUUCAGAAAGCAGGCAAAAAUAAUGUUGAUCAUUGUGUUAUGUGUGCGAUGAAUGUACAACAAAUCCGGCUUUACUGGAUGUUAAGAAGACAAUUCAUUAAUUUUCACACGGACGGGCAUCUUGAUUAAACCACCAUCAUCUCAUUACCUGAAAUAGCGACAAAGCAAUCACAGUCGAUCCUUUGUGUCCGUGUCUGCACAUUGUUCGUAACAUUAUGAUAGCCUUAUAUUACUUUUUUUAUUUUUAGGAUUUAUGUUAUGUAUACUUCAUUUAAAUUUCUGAUAUCAACAAACAAAUGCAAAAAAAAAACAAAUAAUUGAGCCGUGCCAUGGGAAAACCAACAUAGUGGGUGUGCGACCAGCAUGGAUCCAGACCAGCCUGCGCAUCCGCGCAGUCUGGUCAGGAUUCAUGCUGUUCGCUAACAGUUUCUUCUAUUCCAAUAGGCUUUAAAAGCGAACAGCAUGGAGCCUGACCAGACUGCGCGGAUGCGCAGGCUGGUCUGGAUCCAUGCUGGUCGCAUACCCACUAUGUUGGUUUUCUCAUGGCACGGCUCAUAUUACGUUUUCGAUUUUGUUUCAGUAUAUUCAAUGUGUAAUUACAAAUUGCCAAGUAACCAAUAUAAAUGUAAAGCAGCUUUCUUUUUUCCAUUGUUUUAUAAGUGCUUCCUAUAUACCUUUUGAUUAUUGAUACAGCUUCUUCAAUAUUACUUAUAUUUCUCUUAUAUUAUGUACUUUGUUUUAAGUGAUUUGAAUUUGGUCAGAUAUGUGAUUUGUCGCUUUAGAUCUGUGUCGAUCUUAAGCAUUUUCUAAUUAUGUAGACACAAUAAGAUAUUUAUUUAUCAUUUAUACACAAUCGGAUGGCCACACUGUAUGAUAAAUAUUAUGACACAUUAAACCGAUAUUUCGUAAAAUGCGCGCAAAAAUUAUAUAUUAGUAUAUUGUACAAAAAAAAAAUUAAGUAGUGAAUAGACCUUAGAAACUAGCACUGAAGAAUAUUAUUGCACUAAAAUGACAGAACUUCUAAAAGAGUGAUAAUAUAUAUACUUGUAAUAUGCAUCAUUUCAAACAAUAAGAAUUAUGUGUGGUAAAAUCUUUACAUAUAAUAAAUUUAAAACUGUUUUAAUCAUCAAAAUAUCCACAUAUUUGCUGUGUUAUUAUGAUAUCUUAUUUCAUAUUAUUCCCAUUUUUAGAUCAUGUUAUAAAUGUGUAACAAGUUAACAGGUGACAUAUAGGCCCAUUGGGCCGGGUGUUGUGAAUGUUGAUCAUUUAUUGUAAUUUAUCAGCAACUACUAUGCAAAGUACCUGAUAUCACUUGCCUGAUAUUUUAUUUUGUUAUCAGGUCAUUGACCUGAUAUCAAAAUUAAGCUCCUCCCAUAUUGACGGACUAGUUUUUACAUCAGUUUCCUUCCAGAUUGAAUUUUAUUACAGAAUCCAGUUUCGAUGUUGCACAACUUUUUUUCUAAAUAGAUUCUGUAAUCUCAACAAAUUUCCUUGAAUAUGCUUGUCUCUAAUUUUAUCACACAGACAAUAGCACUGAAUGACGUCAUUGUGAAACGUUCAUUAUGACAUCACAAUGUUUACCUGGAUCGAUUCUUGGAAAGGUUUACAAUACACUGGACAAUGUAUACUUAUUCUUGAUUUAUGCCUAACUUAAGGCAUGGACAUUUUAUUAAUUAUUAGCAAAAGUUUUUGUGUUAAUUAUCAUUCUUGGAUCAGUAAAUUAUAAUACAUGGAUCGAUUCUUUGAAAGGUUUACAAUACACUUUACAAUGUAUGAUAUACUUAUUCUUGAUUUAUGCCUCAUUUAAGGCAUGCACAUUUUAUUAAGUAUUAGCAAAAGUGUUUGUGUUAAUUAUUAUUCUUGAAUCAGUUAAUUAUAAUUCUUGGAUCAGUGUAAAUUUAGUGAUUUUAAAAAAAAGUCUGGAACUGGAAGUGAAAUUUUCAGCGCUUUGGACAUGUAGUUGUCUGAGUCAAAUGUUGUAUGAUAUGGAAAUAAAGCAUGUUCUGGUUUAUUCAUGAGGAUGAUUUUUGAUUUUUAUGCAGGUAAGAAAUUAUUUCAUUCUUAUUUUUUUUACAAGAAUAUCAGAAAGUCAAAAACAUUGUCGGAGUUGAAUUCAAUAUAGCUGCCGUAUUUGUUUCGUUCAGAUGUUUCAGGCGCGGAUGAAUUUUCAAAUCCGUAAAAUAUAAAUUUAGUUUUUUGCUUCAGAAGACAUUUUUUACAAAAUAAGAGAUAAAGACAUAUGUUUUUCUAGGCAGUUUGUAUGAGUUUCAUGAUAAAUAGAAUAACAAGCUACUGUCUUUUGAUAUCAGUGUUAUCAGGUCUCGGCUGAUAUGGGCGGAAGGGGUUCGGUUCCCUCACCCCUUCCAGCCCAUAUCAGCCUCGACCUGAUAACAUUGAUAUCAAAAGUUCGGUUCCCUCACCCCUUCCAGCCCAUAUCAGCCUCGACCUGAUAACAUUGAUAUCAAAAGUUCGGUUCCCUCACCCCUUCCAGCCCAUAUCAGCCGCGACCUGAUAACAUUGAUAUCAAAAGACAGUAGCCUGUUAUUCUCUAUAUGUAUGUACUGUAUAUAACACAUGUCACGUUAAUAAACAAUUUACUUACUUACUUACUUACUUAUAUCGAUAGAAGUCAUAUUUGAAAUUGAGAUAGUUCGGUUAAUAAACAUUACAAUAAAUGUUUCAAACGCAAAAACAGUAAAACGAUUCUUAACGACAAUAAUUAGGUCACACAGGUGAAGGUAAUAUUAAAUGGACAAAGAACAUCUUAUACAUAAUAUUGAGUCGUGCCAUGGGAAAACCAACAUAGUGGCUUUGCGACCAGCAUGGAUCCAGACCAGAUCCAUGCUGUUCGCUAUCGGUUUCGCUAAUUGCAAUAUGCUUUGAAAGCGAACAACAUGGAUCCUGAUGCGCAGUCUGGUCUGGAUCCAUGCUGGUCGCAAAGCCACUAUGUUGGUUUCUCAUGGCGCGGCUCAAUAACAAGGAUUGUGUGUACAGUCAACACAAAAUAUAUUAACAUGUAGUAUCAAACAUUCUUUAAAAGGCAAAAUCUCGAAAGCAAUCGGUAUAUCUUUUAAUGAUACAAUAAUUACUAAAGAUAAAAAAGAUCUUGUUUAUUAUAUGCUUUCUCAGGAUCCAGAUCGCUCCGUCUGAAUACAUUUAUUGACAAUAGCUACAUGUUGAACGUUUUGAGAAGGAUACCAUUUUAUUGGACGUAUUUAAUCCGAUGCUCCGAAUUACAAAGCAAGCUAUACUAUUUGUAUAUAUGUACUAUUUGUAUAUAUGUACUAUUUGUAUAUAUACUAUUUGUAUAUAUGUAUCUCCCUAAUAAAGUUGUUCUAUGUCAUGCUA